Messenger RNA from Symbiodinium necroappetens, 413 nucleotides. The record is from the annotation of a GenBank genome assembly. NCBI's taxonomy places the organism in Eukaryota, Dinophyceae, Suessiales, Symbiodiniaceae.
AUGGCAACAGCUUCCCCGAAGCAGGUGCCGGCAGCGCAGCCGCCCGCACGGCAAGUGCCAGUUGAGACACCUCCAGAGGCCACCAAGCCCGUGCAGGCAAGCAAGGCCGCUGUGCCCCAGACAGCGAGCCCCGAGGCCCCUGCGCCCACGCAGGAGAAACCGGUGGCAAAGGCACCACCAGCCCCAGCCCCGGCGACUACAACGGUUGCGGCCGCGGCGACGCUUGCGAAGCCGGCAGCGCCUGUAGAAAGUUCGGCCGCUGGCGAUGCAGAACCCGUAUUUGACGAGGCAGACCUAGAUGUGCCGUAUGUUACGGUUCAAUUCAAGCUUCCGGAUGGUACACUGCAAGACGUCUACUUCCUCACAUUUCCGUUUGGUUUCGACCUCAACAAGACCAAGCCCAUCACCGUGAG